Messenger RNA from Leptinotarsa decemlineata (Colorado potato beetle), 3296 nucleotides. It is a transcript of the gene GCS1, whose product is annotated as mannosyl-oligosaccharide glucosidase. Gene Ontology annotation, molecular function: Glc3Man9GlcNAc2 oligosaccharide glucosidase activity. Lineage: Eukaryota; Metazoa; Arthropoda; Insecta; Coleoptera; Chrysomelidae. The record is from RefSeq and is a predicted model, not a curated record. Gene Ontology annotation, cellular component: endoplasmic reticulum membrane. Gene Ontology annotation, biological process: protein N-linked glycosylation; oligosaccharide metabolic process.
AACCCUGACAGUUGUCAAUGUUAUUUAAAUAUCAUUUGAAAAUUUCAUUUCAAGUACUGAAAUAUUCAAACGUGUACCUAUCAAAUUGAAAAUGAGAAGUAUCUGUUAUAUUGAAUUACUGUAAAAUGGUACGUCAACGCAGAUCUCAAGUAAAUUCAGAUAGCAAUAAAGCUGAUAAAGGUACAAACAGCAGUAGCAGUAAUGGAAGUACUACAUCUAAGGAGGAAUCACCAAAACAAACUAGUUUAUUUAUUUAUUGGAAACAUUUUAUUGUUAUAGCAGUUUUGAGUAUUUCAGUAUACUUUGGCUAUAUGGGAUACUUGGAGACUAGGAUCAAUACACCUUAUGACGAAAGAAAGGUUGUAAUGAAAAGUGGACUGGAUGUGCCGGAUUUAUUUUGGGGAACUUAUAGACCGGGCACCUAUUUUGGCUUAAAAACAAGAGAACCCAACUCACUUGUUACUGGUCUCAUGUGGUAUUUUCCUAGGAGGCUUAGGCCCGGAGGAGACGGAAUUAGGCAUUGGUGUGAACAAGGAGACAAUUUAGGAAAAUACGGUUGGUUGCAACAUGAUGGCCAUAAUUUUGGGAUCCAAGAAAUAGUAGAUGGACCGUUUAGUUUAGUCACAUCUUUUGUGAAGAAACCUGGGGAUUAUAGAGGAGGGGAAUGGACUUCUAGAGUGUCAGUAGAUUUUCUGGUAAAGAACAUGGUCGUUGGUUCCUACUCGGGCGCAUUUGGCCAGGCUCCUCCUAUCAAGGUUGACAGGAGCUUCGUCGGGGGGCGCAGCGGUCUUGCANAAUUACAUUUACAUUCUCUAGCAUCUUCUCUUCUAAUGCCUUCUUUCAAACAAGGCUUCAGCAUUAACAUUUCUAGGAGGCCUGGAUGGGGAACCUUGAGAAGUAUGAUGUUGAUGUUCAAUCAAAAGCAAAUUGAAUUCGCUCAAGCAGCCUUGAGUAAUAUGGUUGGCGGAAUCGGUUAUUUCUACGGAGCAUCGCAAGUUCAAAGCUCCUACACUAAGGAACCAGUAUAUUAUUGGAGCGCUCCUCUCUAUACAGCUGUACCUUCACGGAGUUUUUUCCCAAGAGGUUUUCUGUGGGACGAGGGCUUCCACGGUCUCUUGAUUUCCCAGUGGGAUGUUGAUAUUGAACUGGACAUCAUGAGUCACUGGUUUGAUUUGAUCAAUGCCGAAGGAUGGAUACCUAGAGAGCUGAUUUUAGGUGUGGAAGCUCUAGCCAAAGUUCCCAGUGAGUUUGUCGUUCAAAGAAACACCAAUGCUAAUCCACCGACAUUCUUUCUCACGCUCGAUAGUAUCCUGACGAGAUACGGAGAUAACUUGACAGAUGAAAGGUUGCUCACCUUGGAAAGGCUUUAUCCACGAUUACAGGCUUGGUUCACUUGGUUCAACACCACCCAAGUAGGUACCCUUCCGGGUUCUUACAGAUGGCGCGGCAGAGACGCUAAUUCGAACAGGGAGCUCAAUCCUAGAACUAUGGCUUCAGGCCUGGACGAUUAUCCUAGAGCUUCCCAUCCCACUGAAGAAGAACGCCACAUUGACUUAUACUGUUGGAUCGCCAUUGCGGCAAGAACAAUGGCCAAGCUAGCAAACAUUCUGGAUAUAGCCGGAAAAAAAUAUGAACAAACCGCGGACUAUCUAACCGAUAACAAGGUUAUGGAUAGCUUGCAUUGGUCGGACUUUACCAAAACUUAUGCGGAUUACGGACUACACACGGAUGCGGUUCGUCUUGAGAGGCCGAAGCCUCUACCUAGAUCACCAAAUCAAAACUUAGAAAUGCACAGGGUGGUGCUCAAAACUCCUGAAUACAGGCUGGUGGAUUCCACUUUCGGUUAUGUAAGUUUGUUUCCAUUUCUGCUGCAGAUUAUUGACGCCGAUUCGCCGAAACUCGGGAAAAUUUUGAACGACCUACGCAAUCCCGAUUUACUAUGGACCCAUUACGGUUUACGUUCCCUAUCAAAAUCUUCGCCGCUCUAUAUGAAACGAAAUACAGAACACGACCCUCCGUACUGGCGAGGUCAGAUUUGGGUCAAUAUCAACUUUUUGGCGGCGAGAGCGUUGCACCACUAUUCAAAAGUUCCAGGCCCAUACAAUUCCCGUGCCGGAGAAAUAUAUAAGGAAUUGAGGGAAAAAGUUAUAAAUAAUGUGAUGAAGCAGUAUCAUAGGACAGGUUAUAUUUGGGAGCAGUAUAGCGAUAAGACUGGAGAAGGGAGCGGAUGCCGCCCAUUCAACGGGUGGACUGCGUUGGUUGUUGUGCUUAUGGGAGAACACUAUUGAUUUUGAAACCAGGAAAAUUCACAUUUCAGAUAUUCAGGGUGUCUACAGUCAUUGUGUCUUGAUUUCACAGACAUACGAGGGUGCAAAGUUUCCGACCUAUCAAAGAUACAGCUUGUCCAAUCUAGGAAGAGACUUAAUCUUUCUCUCACCCUCACUGUCUUCUAAAGAACACAGAUCUAGUGGGCGAGGCCAUAACGGAAUUGAGAAUUGACAAGCUGUACAUGUUUACGGAUUUUUCUUUAUUUUUCAUCAUAGUCAGUAGAUAAACAACAGGGUUUCUGUGACACCAGCCAAUGAGAGCGUAGCAAUUUAUCACAUGACCAGUUUGUUCGGUUGGUUACGCUAUCGACGUAACCGCCACAUACUUGAGCAACUGCACUCUACGCAGUACGGCUUGGUUCGGCGUACUAGGAAUCAGUUUCGCAAAGCGCAUUCGGUCAAGUAUGUGGCUGUUACGCCGAUAGCGUAACCAACCGAACAAACUGGUCAUGUGACACAUUGCUACACUCUCAUUGGCUGGUGUCACAGAAACCCUGUUGUUUAUCUACUCUACCCACUCCAGAUAGCCUCUUCAUUUGACGAAAAUAUCUAUACCCCGAGUGCAAUUUUUAGAUGAGGGAGCAGAAGGAAGUCGCUUGGGGCUAGAUCUGGUGAGUAAGGUAGAUAGUCAAGCAGUUCAAACUGUAAUUCGUGGAUUUUCGCCAUGGCAAACAGUCACCGGCACUUUACCAUCUGAAAAACAGUUUUUGCUGUUUUUGGAGCCGGUUUCUCUUUUGCAGUCCAGUGUUCGGACUGUUUUUUUGUUUCGGGCGUAUAAUGAUGUAUCCAAGUUUCAUCUGAAGUAAUUAAUCAGCGUCAAAACUCGGAUGUAUUGCGCCCAAACUGCGCCAACAGAGCGUUGAAAAUGUUUAUUGGAACACGUUUUUGCUGUAACGUCGGCAAACACGCCACCCAACGCGCGGACAGCUUUCUCAUGCCCAAAUGUUGAAUUAAUAUUUGACAAACACG